This is a messenger RNA of Episyrphus balteatus (marmalade hoverfly), 958 nucleotides long. Its product is annotated as stomatin-like. Gene Ontology annotation, cellular component: plasma membrane. Lineage: Eukaryota; Metazoa; Arthropoda; Insecta; Diptera; Syrphidae. The record is from RefSeq and is a predicted model, not a curated record. The coding region runs from base 88 to 927 and encodes 279 amino acids. The transcript has 5 exons.
UUGUAUUACCUGCUUCAUUUUAAAAUUGAAUAAAAAUAAAUAUCAACAAAUAUCUGCUCUAUAUUUCAAUUCUCAAAGAAAGAACGAAUGUCUCAGCCUUCAGGGUUUUCAGUUCGAAAACAUAUUUCAACAUCAGAAGAAGAAAGUGCAGAAUGUAUUGAAAUAACAGCCACUAUACUCUCUAUUGUAUUUGUAAUUUUAACAUUUCCCGUGGCCAUAUUCUUUUGUAUUUUUAUUGUGGCUGAAUACCAAAGGGCUGUUGUUUUCCGUCUGGGAAGGUUAAGGAGAGGUGGAGCUAGGGGUCCUGGUGUAGUUUUUGUAUUGCCCUGCAUUGAUGAUGUAACAAUUGUUGAUUUACGUACAUCAACUUUUGAUGUUGAACCACAAGAAAUUCUAACUAAAGAUGCUGUUACAAUUAAAGUCGAUGCUGUAGUUUAUUUUAGACUUCAAGAUCCAUUAAGUGCAGUUAUUCAAGUUGUCGAUUAUAAAGAAUCCACUAUGUUAUUAGGUCAGACUACAUUGCGAAAUGUAGCAGGGACAAAAAUGUUAAACGAGCUACUAGCACAAAAGGAUGAUGUGUCGCAUAUGAUGCAAAAAAUUCUAGAUGAAGCAACAGAUCCUUGGGGAGUUAAAGUUGAAAGAGUUGAAAUAAAGGACGUACGUUUACCGAUAGCUUUACAAAGAGCCAUGGCAGCAGAGGCAGAAGCUAACCGAGAAGCUAGAGCAAAAAUUGUUGCCGCUGAAGGAGAGAAAAAUGCAGCAGAAGCUUUGAAAGAUGCAGCAGAAAUUAUAUCAGAAAGUCCUUCAGCUUUGCAAUUACGUUACUUGCAAACUUUAACCACAAUUUCAACUGAAAGAAAUUCUACCAUUAUUUUUCCCUUUCCAAUUGAAAUGUUAAGUGGAUUUUCAGGCCAAAAUAAAAAAUAAAAAUAAUUAUUCCACGAGAGAAAUUAGAAUU